GUCUUUUUUCCUUCUCGUCCCCGUCUCAAUCAUUUUCCUUUCCUUUUGAAUAUUCAAUCGUCCCCUAUAUCAGGAAAACGCGAUUUCACUUGGCUUUCUUUCUUUGGUUCCCACCUUUGAGUUGUUCUGUCGCCCAUGGAUUCUUCGCCUGCUCAACGUCGUCUCAAAGCUAUUCAAGGCCACCUUCUCUCCAAAUCUGAUUCUCUUUCCCAGCUCCGACCCCAUCUAACCGCCGGCGAGUUCGUCCUCGAGCAAGGAUACAGUGUUGUACUACCAGAGAAGCUACAGACAGGAAAAUGGAACGUGUACAGAUCUGCCCGUUCACCGUUGAAGCUGGUGAGCAGGUUUCCUGAUCAUCCUGAAAUUGGUACACUGCAUGAUAAUUUUGAGCACUCAGUUGAAACUUUUCGAGAUUACAGAUAUUUGGGAACUCGGAAUCGAGUUGAUGGAACUGUUGGGGAGUACAAAUGGAUGACUUAUGGAGAAGCAGGUACUGCCCGGUCGGCAAUAGGUUCUGGUUUGGUUAAUCAUGGAAUCCCAAAGGGUUCCUGCAUUGGGCUAUAUUUUAUUAACAGACCUGAGUGGCUUAUUGUUGAUCAUGCUUGCUCUGCAUAUUCGUAUAUUUCAAUACCAUUAUAUGACACGCUUGGUCCUGAUGCUGUGAAGUAUAUAGUUAAUCAUGCUACUGUACAAGUUAUAUUUUGUGUGCCUCAAACACUAAAUUCACUGUUAAGCUACUUGUCAGAUAUUCCAACUGUACGUCUAAUAGUGGUAGUUGGAGGUAUAGAUGACCAAAUUCCGUCUCUUCCAUCCUCAGCUGGAGUUGAGAUCAUGACUUAUUCAAAACUACUUAAUCUGGGAAGCAGCAAUCAUAUGCCUUUUCACCCACCAAAACCUGAUGAUGUUGCAACCAUCUGUUAUACAAGUGGUACAACUGGAACCCCAAAGGGAGCUGUGUUGACCCAUGGAAACUUUAUUGCAAGUGUUGCUGGAGCCACUUUAAAUGAAAAAUUCUAUCCUUCUGAUGUUUAUAUAUCCUAUCUUCCAUUAGCACAUAUUUAUGAAAGAGCAAACCAGGUCAUGACAGUACAUUUUGGAAUUGCAGUUGGAUUCUAUCAGGGAGACAAUAUGAAAUUGAUGGAUGAUCUUGCUGUCCUAAGACCUACUAUCUUUUGCAGCGUUCCUCGGCUUUACAAUAGAAUAUAUGCUGGCAUUCUCAGUGCUGCCAAAACGUCUGGUGGUCUGAGGGAGAGGCUUUUUAAUGCUGCUUACAAUGCUAAAAAGCAAGCAAUAUUGCACGGAAAGAACCCAUCUCCCAUGUGGGAUAGAUUAGUUUUCAAUAAGAUUAAGGAAAAACUUGGAGGACGAGUUCGCUUGAUGGUGUCAGGCGCUUCACCUUUAUCGCCUGAUAUAAUGGAUUUUUUGAAGAUUUGCUUUGGUGGUCGAGUUUCUGAAGGGUAUGGAAUGACCGAGACUACUUGUGUAAUAAGCUGUAUGGAUGAGGGUGACAAGCUUUCUGGGCAUGUUGGCUCUCCUAAUGCGGCAUGUGAGAUAAAACUUGUUGAUGUUCCAGAAAUGAGCUAUACAUCUGAAGAUUGGCCCAAUCCCCGUGGUGAAAUUUGUGUCAGGGGUCCCAUUGUCUUCCUGGGUUAUUACAAUGAUGAAGCUCAAACGAGAGAGGUGAUUGACAUAGAUGGAUGGCUCCAUACUGGAGAUAUUGGGAUGUGGUUACCUGGUGGUCGUCUCAAAAUUAUUGAUAGGAAAAAGAAUAUCUUUAAGUUGGCACAAGGAGAGUACAUUGCUCCGGAGAAGAUUGAAAACGUGUAUGUCAAGUGCAAAUUUGUGGCACAAUGCUUUGUAUAUGGUGAUAGCUUAAAUUCUUCUUUGGUUGCUAUUGUCUCCGUGGAUCCUGAUUCCUUAAAAGCGUGGGCUAAUUCUGAAGGCAUUGUGUAUAAUGAUUUGGCGCAACUUUGCAAUGAUCCAAGAGCAAGGGCUGCUGUCUUGGCUGAGAUGGAUGCUGCAGGAAGAGAAGCUCAGCUUAGAGGUUUCGAAUAUGUUAAAGCUAUCAGUUUGACACCGGAACCAUUUACUAUGGAAAACGGCUUGUUGACUCCAACAUUCAAGAUUAAGAGGCCUCAAGCGAAAGAACACUUUUCAGAAGCAAUAUCUAAUAUGUAUAGUGAACUCUCCAGAGAUUCAUCGUUGUAACGGCCCCAUCUUGGAGCAGGAGCAUUACGUAACUGAUUGUUGUACGUUAUUGUAUUGUCUCACAAAAAUAAUGCUGGAAUCCUGUUAUCAUAUUGAUUCUCUCGAUGACAGUUCUUUGAAAGUGUUUUUUCUUUUUUUAACAAUAGAAGGAAUUCAGAUUUCA
This is a messenger RNA of Prosopis cineraria, 2371 nucleotides long. RefSeq names its product long chain acyl-CoA synthetase 6, peroxisomal-like. Gene Ontology annotation, cellular component: endoplasmic reticulum; membrane. The record is from RefSeq and is a predicted model, not a curated record. Bases 136 to 2208 code for a protein of 690 amino acids. The transcript is spliced from 23 exons. Gene Ontology annotation, biological process: fatty acid metabolic process. Gene Ontology annotation, molecular function: long-chain fatty acid-CoA ligase activity. Lineage: Eukaryota; Viridiplantae; Streptophyta; Magnoliopsida; Fabales; Fabaceae.